AUGUCAGUGAUGGGCUCCUGUGAUCCGGGGGCUUCCAGCCUGGGCAGCCCCCCGUUAUCCACAGGCUGUUUCACCCAGGUCUACACACCAGCGGCUAUCAGCGGGCCCCCUUCCCGGAGCGAGUGUCUCUGUGACACCCCCCAAGGCCCCGAGCUCAGGACCCUCUGUUCAGCCUCGGCGGGACGGCUGCCGGCCAAGAGGAAGCUGGACCUGGAGGGCCCCGAAUUUCGCACGCCCAAGGGGAAGGGCUGGACACUGGCACAGGUCCCCAGCCCCAGGACCCCCAAGUCUCCCGGGGAGAAGACUCGCUACGACACCUCACUGGGGCUGCUCACCAAAAAAUUCAUCCGUUUGCUGAACGAGUCUCCCGAUGGUGUUGUGGAUCUGAACCGGGCUGCUGAAGUGCUGGAGGUCCAGAAACGUCGCAUCUACGACAUCACCAACGUACUGGAGGGCAUCCAGCUCAUCCGCAAGAAAUCCAAGAACCACAUCCAGUGGAUGGGGACAGGGAUCUUUGAGGAUGCAGCAAUGGUGACGAAGCAACAAGUGCUGCGUGGGGAACUGGCUGAACUGGCUAGGGCAGAGAGGAUGCUGGACCAGUUCAUGCAGGACUGUGCUCUGCAGAUCCAGCAGCUGGCUGACAAUGAGACCAACCAGAGGCUGGCAUAUGUCACCUACCAGGACCUCCGUGCCAUCAGCAGCUUCCAGGAGCAGACAGUGAUUGCCGUGAAGGCUCCUCCUGAGACACAGCUGGAGGUGCCAGACUUCAGCCAGGAGAACUUCCAGCUGCACCUGAAGAGCACCAAUGGCCCCAUCGAGGUGUACCUUUGCCCAGAGGAGAUCACGGAGGAAAGCCCCACCAAGGACCACCCUGUCCCCUCUGCUGCCACCUCCCCACAGGACCACCCCGGAGGACCCAGCUCGCUGCUGGAGAUGGAACCUGGGCUCCUGGGCUCCCCUGCCCACCUUCUGCAGCAAACAGAGGACCAGCUGCCCUGCACCCCCUCCCAUCUGGACUUGGAACCCUUUGUCACCUUCUCGCCCCCCCUGGAACAGGAUGACUAUCUCUGGGGGCUUGAGGGCGAGGGAGUCACAGACCUCUUUGAGACAUAUGACCUGGGGGACCUGCUGAAGCACUGA
Messenger RNA from Sturnus vulgaris (Common starling), 1140 nucleotides. The record is from RefSeq and is a predicted model, not a curated record. Lineage: Eukaryota; Metazoa; Chordata; Aves; Passeriformes; Sturnidae.